AUGACAGAACAAACCUCAUACGAGAAUUAUGACUUCCUACGGCGAGGCUCGAGGAGAAGCGGUGUGGUGGGCUCGCAAUCUGGAUCGAUAUCACCACAUCGGAAACCAGUCAGACAGCAGAGCACGCGAAACAGCAACGGCACCAUGAGCGCUGCGAGCUCGUCAGAUAGGGUAUCGGCAGGGACCAACAUCACACAGCCACCAGCAUACUCGAAAAACCAAGGCUAUUUUCCUGAGAAAUACGUUCCUACGGUCUUUGAGAACUACCUAUCACACACAGAACAUAAACCUAGCGGCAAGACAGUUGAGUUAGCACUAUGGGAUACCGCAGGCCAAGAAGAGUAUGAUCGCCUUCGUCCACUUUCAUACCCGGAAACCGAUCUCCUCUUUGUCUGCUUCGCCAUCGACUGCCCCAACUCAUUAGAGAACGUCAUGGACAAGUGGUACCCCGAAGUCCUCCAUUUCUGCCCCACAACCCCCCUCAUGCUCGUCGGCCUCAAAUCAGACCUCCGCACCAAACGCGCCUGUAUCGACCUCCUCAAGACCCAAGGUCUAACCCCAGUAACGCAAGAGCAAGGUCAAAAUGUCGCAAGACAAAUGGGAGCCACCUAUGUCGAAUGCAGCAGCAAAGAGAUGCUGGGCGUACAUGAGAUCUUCGAUCUUGCCGUGGACACAGCGGUGGGCCGAGAAAUACAGAUGAAGGAGCGGAAGCAGACUCAGCAGUCGUUCGUUGGAAAGGGUGCAGCCGCAGGAGCUGGCAGGGAGAAGAAGUCGAAGAAGAGAGAAUGUCGGAUUCUAUGA
Letharia lupina is the source of this 801-nucleotide messenger RNA. RefSeq lists its product as uncharacterized. Gene Ontology annotation, molecular function: GTP binding; GTPase activity. The record is from RefSeq and is a predicted model, not a curated record. NCBI's taxonomy places the organism in Eukaryota, Fungi, Ascomycota, Lecanoromycetes, Lecanorales, Parmeliaceae. The coding region runs from base 1 to 801 and encodes 266 amino acids. The transcript has 4 exons. Gene Ontology annotation, biological process: small GTPase-mediated signal transduction.